GUACUCUCUGAAGGGUCUUCAGGUGAUGGCCAUGGCCAUGAAGAACACGGCCACGAAGAACAUGGUCAUGGAAAAGGUGGACAUGAAGGCCUCAACUGUCAUUUCCACGCAGGAGUAGAAAAGAAAAAACGUCACCUGCUUACAGCUGUCAGGCACUGUAUCCCAGAAAAUGGAUCUGAGGCACCUCCUAUGUCUUGUGAUCGAGUUGAUCGAGAUUACAAUAUCCCUUACCGUAUUGGCUCCCUAUUUGCCAUUUUAGUCACAAGCGCAAUCGCCGUGUUCGGUCCCGUUUUGAUGCAGCGAUUCUUCGCAUCGACUAUGAAUAUCUUUGUGUUCACAAUAAUCAAGCAGCUUGGCACAGGUAUCAUGAUUGCAACUGCUUUCAUCCAUCUCCUAACACACGCGGAACUCAUGUUUGGCAACCAAUGCCUUGGCACUCUUCAAUAUGAAGCCACCGCGACAUCCAUCUUCAUGGCCGGCCUAUUCAUAACCUUCUUGAUCGAAUAUUUCGGAAAUAGGAUAGCCUUGUCACGCGGUAAGAAGCAUCCUCAGGGAGACGAUAUGGAACCUUCCGCGACUUCUAGCCACACCAGCCCAGUAUCGGGAACAAAAACUGGGUUAGAUUCAGCAAUUGCAAACCUGGGUCACAGUCAUGGCCAUCAAGGUUUCCCGGACGAUAAGAUUAGCGUUUUUCUCAUGGAAGCGGGCAUCAUUUUCCACUCAGUCAUCCUCGGUGUCACACUGGUAGUCUCAGGUGAUUCAGGAUACACUGCUCUAUUCAUUGUGAUAAUCUUUCAUCAGAUGUUUGAGGGCCUGGCUCUGGGCUCCCGAAUCGCUGAUCUAGCCAACACGAACAUAUCUACCAAACUUGUCAUGUCCUCUAUCUUUGCCCUCAUCACACCUCUGGGUAUGGCUAUUGGUCUAGGCGUCCUUCACUCAUUCAACGGCAAUGAUAAAAGUACUAUCGUUGCCAUAGGUACCCUCGACGCAUUCUCUGCUGGUAUACUUGCGUGGGCUGCCAUCGUUGAUAUGUGGACUCACGACUGGCUUCAUGGAGAUCUCAAAGAUGCUAGUAUUGGCCGAAUGAUGACCGGUCUACUGGCUCUCAUCAGUGGUAUGGUUUUGAUGGGAGUCUUGGGUAAAUGGGCAUGA
Messenger RNA from Trichophyton verrucosum HKI 0517, 1152 nucleotides. RefSeq lists its product as uncharacterized. The record is from RefSeq and is a predicted model, not a curated record. The transcript is spliced from 4 exons. Gene Ontology annotation, molecular function: zinc ion transmembrane transporter activity. Gene Ontology annotation, cellular component: plasma membrane. Lineage: Eukaryota; Fungi; Ascomycota; Eurotiomycetes; Onygenales; Arthrodermataceae. The annotation marks the transcript as partial. Gene Ontology annotation, biological process: zinc ion transmembrane transport.